AUGAAACCCAGGCUUUCUGAUCUCACAUCUAAUAUAAUCAUGCGCAUGGUUGCCAGCAAGAGAGUCUCGGUACCUCACUUUUCUGAGGAUUUCCAUAAAGAAGGGCACCAGCUGAAGAAGAUGGUAGAAGAAACUUUCUACUUAUAUGGUGUAUUUGCAGUCGGCGAUUACCUGCCGUUUCUCAAGUGGAUUGAUGUGCAAGGUCUCAUAGCGGCCAUGAAGAAACUGCAGAAGAAAAGGGACGUCUUUAUGCAGAAAUUGGUAAACGAGCACCGUGAGAAUCAGGAGAUGCACGCUCAUGACUUUAUAGAUCUUCUCAUCUCUGCGGUAGACAACCAUGAAAUUGGAUCCGACAAUAACGACGAUGUAGUGAAGGCCACCUCCCUUGUAUGCUUUUCUUACCCUUUUGUCUAUUAUAAUUUCGAAAAGCACUAA
Molecule: messenger RNA, 435 nt
Organism: Cryptomeria japonica (Japanese cedar)
Lineage: Eukaryota; Viridiplantae; Streptophyta; Pinopsida; Cupressales; Cupressaceae
Product: cytochrome P450 CYP82D47-like
Exons: 1
Coding region: 1-435 (144 amino acids)
Molecular function (GO): oxidoreductase activity, acting on paired donors, with incorporation or reduction of molecular oxygen; monooxygenase activity; iron ion binding
Source: RefSeq, a predicted model, not a curated record